Molecule: messenger RNA, 1615 nt
Organism: Sinocyclocheilus anshuiensis
Lineage: Eukaryota; Metazoa; Chordata; Actinopteri; Cypriniformes; Cyprinidae
Gene: agk
Product: acylglycerol kinase
Exons: 15
Coding region: 145-1413 (422 amino acids)
Biological process (GO): phosphorylation; sphingosine biosynthetic process; ceramide biosynthetic process
Cellular component (GO): cytoplasm; membrane; mitochondrion
Molecular function (GO): ceramide kinase activity; acylglycerol kinase activity; ATP-dependent diacylglycerol kinase activity
Source: RefSeq, a predicted model, not a curated record
GUUGCACCGGUCAUGCUCCUUUGAGAGAACGAUGGAACGUCAACGGUGAAGAUCUACACUCUAUUCUUGUUGCGUUUAGCCGUGCAAUAGUGUACCUUAAUUGGGAUAUCUAAAAAGACAGUUGAUUUACAGUAAUACAGAAUAAUGUCUCGAGUAGUGAAAGUGUUUCGGACGUUAAGAAAUCACUGGAAAAAAUCCACAUUUGCUGUGUGUGUGCUGUCAUAUGGAGGACACUGGCUAUAUGGAAAGCACUGUGACAAUGUGCUGCGACGAGAAGCAUGUAUAGAGGCCAGGGCAUUUGGUCAUCAAUUAAUUGGACCUCAGGAGCAUCUGAAGAAAGCCAUAGUCAUUCUAAAUCCUGCUGCCUGUAAUGGAAAAGCUAAUAGUUUGUUUGAGAAGAAUGCAGCUCCCAUUUUACACUUAGCUGGUGUGGAGGUCAAAAUUGUGAAGACUGAUUAUGAAGGCCAGGCAAAAAAGCUCAUGGAAUUGAUGGAUCAAACAGAUAUGCUGAUCAUUGCUGGAGGUGAUGGGACAUUACAGGAGGUGAUAACUGGCUUACUGCGCAGAGUUGAUGAGGAGACCUUCAGUAAAAUACCAAUCGGUUUCAUUCCUCUGGGUUCCAGUAACUCUUUGAGUCAGAGUCUACAUCUGGUUUCUGACAACAAAGUACAGCACAUUACCUCUGCAACCCUGUCAAUACUGAAAGGAGAAACUGUUCCACUGGAUGUUCUGCAGAUAAAAAGUGAGAAGGAGCAGCCAGUGUUUGCUCUGUUUGGCUUACGUUGGGGUGCAUUCAGAGACGUCGCUUCUUCUAUCAGCAAAUAUUGGUACCUUGGCCCCUUGAAAACAAGAGCAGCACAUUGGUUUAGUAGCCUUAAGCAGUGGCCACAGUCUCACCAGGCCUCCCUCUCCUAUCUGGCUCCUGUACCUCGUCCACCUGACCUUCCCACUGAAAUACCACCCCGGCCGAACCUCCUCUACCGCAUCUACUGCAGACUCAAGAACUACUGGAACCCUCCUAUAGAAGAGCCACUGAAAGAGCCUGAGCCAGAGCGAUGGGAGAGCAAAGACAUUUCCACAUUGGAGCUCACAGUUAGCACACACAAUAAGAACCCUGUCAAGAGACGUGAGGACGAUUCUAUGGUGAUAACUCUGGACUCAGACUCCCUCACAGUUGGUCAGUUCAUCACUGAGGGAACUAAGAAAGUAUUGAAGCCGAUGGAGUCCAUAGAAGAUGCUUCGCAGAUAGAGGCCAGUGCUGCUAGUCUCAAUCUCCCAGAGGAGGGUGCCGGCUUUUAUGACAUUGACAAUGAGGAAUAUGAGGCAAUGUCUGUGGAAGUGAGACUGUUGCCACGGAAACUGAGGUUCUUUUGCAGUGCAGAGCGCAGAGAGCAGCUUGCACAGGCUCAGUGAUGACAGUUGUGUUAAUAUGUGUAGAGGAGCCUGAGGAACUGCUGAUGAAACUGGAAAACAUACCAGUUACAACAAAAAAAGGUCUCAUAAAGGUCACCAUACUCCAACUGAACAAUCUGUGGUCUAUGGACUUUAAGAAACAGCAGUUAAAUUGUCAUUUUGAUGCUUUUUAACAGCAUGAAUGAUGUUAUUAACUUAAUAC